AUGUCUAAGUCUAACAGCCUAUCAGCUGAAAAAGAUAAUGGAAAGCACCACCCCCACUCUUUGUCUGCUAUGGAUUUUCAUAGUACAUCUUUAGGAUCCGCCGCUAAUGCCAUGCGUAAUGAAUUAAAUAAAAUGGCUCUUACGAUUCAAGAUAUGAAGGCUCGUAAGGCUUUUCAAAAUGAAAUGGACAAAUUCUUCAUGUUAUUCACUCGAUAUUUGAGUGAAAAGUCUAAGGGGACAAAAUUGGAUUGGGAAAAGGUUAAAGAACCAAGUCCUGAACAAAUCAUUCCAUAUAAAAAAUUGCCAAAAUGUGAGAAUGCCGAAUUUCUUGACAAAUUGGCAGUCCUUAAACUAAAUGGUGGCCUGGGAACUACAAUGGGUUGUGUAGGUCCAAAAAGUGCCAUUGAAGUUAGAGAUGGAAUGACGUUCUUGGAUUUAAGUGUGAGACAAAUUGAGUAUCUCAAUAGUAAACAUAAUGUCAAUGUGCCUUUCAUACUUAUGAACUCGUUUAAUACUGAUGAAGAAACGAAGCGCAUCAUCCAAAAAUAUUCAAGUCAUAAAAUUGACAUCCUCACUUUCAAUCAAUCACGUUAUCCAAGAAUAAACAAGGAAUCUUUGUUACCUACGCCUCGUCUUCCCAAUGCUGAUAUAAGUCAAUGGUAUCCACCAGGUCACGGUGAUUUGUUUGAAUCCAUGUGUAACUCUGGAAUAUUGGAUCAAUUACUUUCCGAUGGAAAAGAAUAUAUUUUUGUUUCUAAUGUUGAUAAUUUAGGUGCUGUUGUUGAUUUAAAUAUACUUCAAUAUAUGGUCGAUACUGAUGCUGAAUUUCUCAUGGAAGUAACGGACAAGACUAAAGCUGAUAUAAAAGGUGGUACUCUUAUUGACUAUGAAGGCACUAUUAGAUUGCUUGAAGUUGCCCAAGUUCCUGCAGUACAUAUGGAAGAAUUUAAAUCUAUUAAAAAAUUCAGAAUCUUUAACACCAACAAUCUGUGGAUAAAUUUGAAAGCAAUUAAACGUAUUUCUGAGGAAAUUAACUUGGAAGUUAUUUCUAAUAACAAAACACUCGAGUCUGGUGAAAAAGUUGUCCAACUUGAAACUGCUGUUGGUGCUGCUAUUAAACAUUUUAAAAAUGCCCAUGGUAUCAAUGUACCAAGAAAUCGGUUCCUGCCUGUUAAGUCAACUUCGGAUCUUUUCCUUGUCACAUCUGAUUUAUAUUCUUUAAAUCAUGGUGAACUUGUGAUGAAUCCUAAACGUCUUUUCCAAACUGUACCGCUUGUAAAGUUAGGUGAUGAAUUCAAAAAGGUCGCAAAUUUUUUAUCAAGAUUUCAAUCAAUACCUAGUAUUCUUGAAUUGGAUCAUUUAACGGUAACUGGCGAUGUCAAAUUUGGAGCUGGCGUGCAACUUAAAGGAACUGUAAUCAUAGUAGCGAACCAUGGCUCAAGGAUCGAUAUUCCCCCAUAUUCUUUGCUAGAAAAUAAAGUUGUAUCUGGCAAUCUCGUAUUAUUGGAACAUUAA
This is a messenger RNA of Funneliformis mosseae, 1515 nucleotides long. The record is from the annotation of a GenBank genome assembly. NCBI's taxonomy places the organism in Eukaryota, Fungi, Glomeromycota, Glomeromycetes, Glomerales, Glomeraceae.